Messenger RNA from Anisakis simplex (herring worm), 585 nucleotides. The record is from the annotation of a GenBank genome assembly. NCBI's taxonomy places the organism in Eukaryota, Metazoa, Nematoda, Chromadorea, Rhabditida, Anisakidae.
AUGGGUGUACCGAAGUUCUACAGAUGGAUCAGUGAACGGUAUCCGUGUUUGAGUGAGAUUGUCACCGAUCGACAGAUACCAGAAUUUGAUAACCUCUAUUUGGACAUGAACGGCAUUAUACACAGUUGUACGCAUCCAAACGAUGACGACGUCUCGUUCAGAAUCUCUGAGGAACAAAUAUUCCGAGAUAUUUUUCAUUAUAUUGAUACGCUCUUUUCAAUAAUUGAACCAAAGAAGGUGUUCUUCAUGGCCAUUGAUGGAGUGGCUCCACGGGCCAAAAUGAACCAACAGAGAGCACGACGUUUCAUGUCUGCAAAAAAUGCCGAAUUAGCCAUGAAAGUGGCCAAAAGUAAAGGGCAAGAAAUACCUGAAGAGAAGCGUUUCGAUCCCAAUUGUAUCACACCAGAGUUGCUUGAAGUUAAGUUCGACUUUGACUUUGUUUUAGGAACCGAAUUCAUGGCUCGUCUCCACGAACAGUUGCAGUAUUUUGUAAAAAUGAAAGUAUCUACAGAUGUAGCAUGGCAAGGGAUAAGAAUUUAUCUCUCUGGACAUAAUGUGAGGAGUUUUUGUGGAGUUAUUCGUUGA